AUGGAGUUGGUCAAUUUGGAACUUAAUGAUUGUAGGUAUACAUGGUUUAGGGGACAGUCGUGCAGUCGUAUUGAUAGGAGCUUGGUUUCUUUAGGGUGGCUUGAUAUGUACCCGGAGAUGCGUCUAAGAAGUGGGCCUAGAGAUUUAUCGGAUCACUACCCUUUGAUCAUGGAAGACUUCAGAAGAUUUGAUGGUCCAAGACCGUUCCGUAGCCUGGACUCGUGGUUCACGCAUGAAGGGCAGCAUUUUGGGAAUAUGAUUGAGAGGAUAAAGAGGUUUGAGGAAGAAAUACUUAAGGUGGAUGAUAUGGUUAGUAGUGGACAGUACGAUGAUACAAUAGAGGCAAAGAGAAGGGCUUCAGUGAGAUGCUGUGAGAAGUGGUAUAUAAGGCAGGAUAUACACUGGAAGCAAAUGUCAAGAUCUAGAUAUGCCACAGAGAUGGAUAGAAACACAAGGUACUUCCAUAAUAUUGCUUCAGCGAGGAGAAGGAAUAAUCGGAUUGAGGCUUUGGUGAUUAAUGGGAGGCUAGUGAGGAAUCAAGCAAGAAUCAAGAUUGCGAUCCGGGAAUUUUAUAAACGUCUGUACCACCAGGAAGCGUCCCCAAGGGUGACUUCUAGGGAUGGAUUGGUUAACCGCCUAGAGAGGGAGGAAGCGGAAACCUUAAAGGCGCUACCAUCAGUAGAGAAAGUAAAAGAGACAGUAUGA
Molecule: messenger RNA, 705 nt
Organism: Arachis ipaensis
Lineage: Eukaryota; Viridiplantae; Streptophyta; Magnoliopsida; Fabales; Fabaceae
Source: RefSeq, a predicted model, not a curated record